AUGGCGAGCAUUGGGAUUUCUCACAUUGGGAUGCUGGCGAGCACUAGGAUUUCUCACAUUAGGACGGUGAAAUCCAAAUUGACUAUUCAAACCAUAUAUAUGCUCAUUCAGAAGUAUAAUAGUUAUCCUAAGUUCAAUCCUCGUCUGCCAGAGGCCAACGAUGCCAUUACUGACGCCCCAGAAGGCUUCGUGGGGGUUUACCGAGUAUUCUUCAAAUCUGGGUUGCAUCUUCCUGCUUUUGAUUUUCUCAAAACAGUUUUAGAUUACUAUGGUCUGCACAUCGCCCAAAUAACCCCUAACAUAUUUCACAAGAUUCUUUUCUUGACCCUGUUAUGCGUCGCUCUGGAUGUUUCGUCAGCCAUCAAUAUAUUUUGCCACUUUUAUAUUCUGAUGUCCAAUGGAGAUUGGGUCUCUUUCUCCAUUUGUGAUGGUUUGGUGGAUAUUUGUGACGGUCUUCCAACCUCCAUGAAGUAUUGGAAGUAG
Lactuca saligna is the source of this 483-nucleotide messenger RNA. The record is from the annotation of a GenBank genome assembly. NCBI's taxonomy places the organism in Eukaryota, Viridiplantae, Streptophyta, Magnoliopsida, Asterales, Asteraceae.